AUGGGAGAGGGGACAGAUAAGAAGUUAUCUUCUGUGGUCACCUCUCCUUGUGAUCCACUGGAAAUCAUGGAUGACAGCGAACUUAUAGGCAGCAUGGAAAAUAGUAAUAAAUUGUUCAUAUCAACAAAUUCUUGUGAAUCUGCAGAAUAUAAGAAUAGUGAACUAGUUGGAAAAGAAAUUGAAAGCUUCGAGAUUAGUGGGGGUUCUUUGGAAAUCAAACCUUUGGGGAUUGAAGAUAAUUUGGAGUUAUGUGGGGAUGUUAAAACUAUGGGAGGGUCAAGUUUGCAAUCUGGUAUAGAAACCGGUGGAGCUGAGAUUAUAAGAUGUUCGGAUGAAAGUGAGACGUCGUCAAAGUACGAGCAUUCAGAUGGCGAGGACUCGAUGUUUGGAGGAAGCACUAAUGAUGAGAAGAACUUUAAUUUUUAUUAUAGAAGAGAGGUACAGGGCUCUCAUGAAGAAAAUGACAAGAAUGAAAAUAAGUUGGUUAUGAGUUCCGCAGUGGCGUUUGGUUCAGAUGAUUGGGAUGAUUUCAUGCAGGAAAAUGGAGAGUUUACUCUCUCUUCAAUGGUGCAUGAAGAAUUUCAACCUGAAAACUCGCCUAAUAUUAGAAGUGAAAAUGGAUGUUUGAAUACUGCUAGUACUGCCAUCGUUGAGUGUUCUAGUGUUGGUUUAGGAAUGCCUAAAGAAGAUGACCUUCCAAGUAAUCACAUCCAAGCUGGUGAUGAAUUAACCAACUACCCUACUACCUGUUCUGUCGACCCUUCGAGUCCUUUGAACAAUGGUAAAUCUGAGCAUGUCGAAAACGACAAAGCCAUGCUUAUUACAAACAAUCAAAUCCAACACAUUAAUGAAUCAGCAAAGUUCCUUGAGCAGUCUUCUGCUUCCAAAUUGUUUAAACAGGACAAAAGUCCGGAUGUACAGCUAGAAGAAGUUCCUAUGAAAGAGGAUCUAAAAAUUGAACAUGAUGAAUGGGAAGUGAAACAUCAAGAUGCCUAUAAUGAGGAAGUAAUUCAUGUCCGUGAUGGUCUUGUUUCCAAAAAAGUGGAGCUAAAUCACAAAAGCUUAUUCUUGGACCAUCUAUCUCAUCUUGAUAAAAACGAAUAUCAUUCAUCUGCAGAACCUUUUAAAGAUGUGAAGUUAGAACUAUCCGCAGACCAAAGCUCAUCUACAUCAUUAGCAUCAGUGGCUAAUGAUCAUACAAAUGCUAAAAGUACUUCCCUUUCAGUUGGCUGCUCUGAAGAUCAUCUUGUAUCUACUAAGACACAAAAUCUCGAGUUAAAUGAAUUAUAUGACGAGCUUGUUCAUGAUAUGGAAGAGAUAUUACUUGAAUCUAGUGAAUCUCUUGGAUACAAUUUUGGUAACAAGAUUUAUCAAUCAUAUAUACCACUUCCUUCAAGAGAUGGAGGUUCUACUGCUUCUACUUCUGUUACUCAUGACGCUUAUGCUGUAAUUCAACACCCUCUGAGAUUUGACAGGGUGGAGGUCAUUGGUGCAAGACAGAAGAAAGGGGAUGUUUCACUUAGUGAGAGGUUAGUUGGAGUAAGAGAAUAUACUGUAUACAGAAUAAGAGUGUGGAGUGGCGAGGAUAAUUGGGAGGUUGAAAAACGAUAUCGUGAUUUUUCUGCUCUCUAUCGGCGGUUGAAGAAAUUAUUUGCAGAUCAGGGCAGGAUUCUUCCUCCUGUCUGGUCCUCUGUUGAACAAGAAUCACAGAAGAUUUUCAGAAGUGCUUCUCCAGAUGUUAUUGCUGAUCGAAGUGUUCUUAUUCAAGAGUGUUUAAAUUCCUUUCUCCAGUCAAGGUUUCCUACAGGUGCCCUCAAUGCUGUAUUUUGUUUCUUAUCUCUGUCUAAGGAUCUUCCCAGUUCUCCAACUCGUGAUACAAAUGUACUUCAGUCUCCAUCUACUUCAAGAAGCAGAAUCAGAGAGAAUGGUUCCAGCUUGGGAAAGACUAUUUCCCUCAUUGUAAAUAAAAGGCCUUAUAAAUCGCAUAAACAGUUACUAGAUGAACAACACUAUUCUUGUGCUGGUUGCUACAAAAAUUUUGAUGAUGGGAAGACUCGAAUACAGGAACUUGUGCAGACUCUGGGGUGGGGAAAACCUCGGUUUUGUGAAUAUAGUGGUCAUUUGUACUGCUCUUCAUGCCAUACAAAUGAUAUGGCCAUCUUGCCUGCAAGGAUUCUGCAUCUUUGGGACUUUAAUCAAUACCCAGUUUCUCAGCUGGCUAAAUCUUAUCUGGACUCCAUACACGACCAGCCAAUGCUUUGUGUCAGUGCCGUCAAUCCUUUGCUGUUCUCGAAGGUCCCUGCUCUGCAGCAUGUCACCGAUAUCAGAAAAAGGAUAGGAACUAUGCUUCCAUUUGUUCGUUGCCCUUUCCGGAGGUCCAUCUACAAGGGAGUCGGAUCUAGAAGAUAUCUUCUUGAGAGCAAUGACUUCUUUUCUCUUAGGGAUCUCGUCGAUCUUUCCAAGGGAGUCUUUGCAGCUUUACCAGUUAUGGUCGAGACUAUAUCAAGAAAAAUUCUGGAGCAUAUAGCUGAGCAGUGCCUUAUAUGUUGUGAUGUGGGUAUCCCCUGUAAUGCUCGGCAAGCUUGUGAUGACCCUUCUUCCCUCAUUUUUCCUUUCCAGGAAGGAGAAAUUGAAAGAUGCAAGUCUUGUCAAUCAGUUUUUCACAGGCAUUGCUUUAAGAGGAUAUCAAGUUGCCCUUGUGGUACUCAAUUUAAGCCGGAGCAAGAGGGCAAUACAAAUAGGGGCAGCCCGAGCGACAACAGUGUGAAGGAUCUUUCCUUGGACAUGCCAGGAAAGAGAGCAGACUUCAGUAUGAGGCUUUUUUCUGGAUUAUUCUCGAAGGUAAGGUCACUGAAGUCUAGCGAGGGUGGAGAACAGCGGCCUGAAGAUAAGAACACUGUUAUUGUAAUGGGUACACUGCCAAUGACCAACCUCUGAAUGCCUGUACAUAUGUAGAGCUUUGUUUUUAAGGUUCCAAGAAAUCAUGUGAAUUGAAGCUUGUACCUCAGUUAAGAUCCGUAAGAGUUUCCCUUCUCUCUCUCUCUCUCUCUCUCUCUCUCUCUCUCUCUCUCUCAUAUUUGGUCCUUUUGUAUUUUCCUCCAUUCGACAUGUAUUAUUUUGUAGUAAUGUUUCAGAAACAAGGUUGAUUUUUUUUUUUUUUAAUCUCCCUCACUCCCCCAUGAUCACUUUAGUUUGUAUGAAUUUGAAGAGUGCAACUUGUCCUAUUUAUAUAUAUGACUGUCUUUACUGUAUCCAGUGAGGAACUUUUUGUUCUAUAUGACUAUCUUUACUGUAUCCAGUGAGGAACUUUUUGUUC
Molecule: messenger RNA, 3316 nt
Organism: Lycium ferocissimum
Lineage: Eukaryota; Viridiplantae; Streptophyta; Magnoliopsida; Solanales; Solanaceae
Exons: 5
Coding region: 1-2937 (978 amino acids)
Cellular component (GO): intracellular membrane-bounded organelle
Molecular function (GO): phosphatidylinositol phosphate binding
Source: RefSeq, a predicted model, not a curated record